AUGAUGCUGAUGCGGCCCUCUCGCCACGUGCUGUGCUUGGUGGUCCUCGCGCUGUGCUGUUGUGCGCCCUUUUCCGUGGCUGAUACUGGCAUACCUGAGCACAGAGAUAGUUUCUUGACAGAGCCUGAUGGCGUGAAUCUAACCAUGACAACGAGGUUUGAUGACAACAGCUGCACAUCACUGUCCACCGCGGCUACUGAUGCAACCAACGGUUUAAUCAUUUUCACUACGGUUACCUUACCGAAGGGUAGCUCUCAAGAAGUACAAAAUAUCAGGAAGUCCUGGCAUGAGUUCCCCGUUCCCGUUGGGUACAACUUAACGCUGGACGCUUCACUGGUUGCUGAAUGUACGAAAAA
Molecule: messenger RNA, 356 nt
Organism: Trypanosoma grayi
Lineage: Eukaryota; Euglenozoa; Kinetoplastea; Trypanosomatida; Trypanosomatidae
Exons: 1
Source: RefSeq, a predicted model, not a curated record